Molecule: messenger RNA, 609 nt
Organism: Chanos chanos (milkfish)
Lineage: Eukaryota; Metazoa; Chordata; Actinopteri; Gonorynchiformes; Chanidae
Product: CD209 antigen-like protein E
Exons: 4
Coding region: 1-609 (202 amino acids)
Source: RefSeq, a predicted model, not a curated record
AUGUCUGUUACCCAUCAGAGAGAUGUAUGUGAGGACAUUUAUGCCAAUGAGGAUUUUUACCUGACUCAGAGGAAAUCUGCCUUACACAAGACCAACCCAGGAGCUGAAAGAUCAGGGAUGAAACGUUACAGACUGGCUGUGGUGUGUCUGGGGCUGCUGUGUGUUCUCCUGCUGGCUGUCAUUGCAGUGCUGAGUGCCUGGUACAUUAAACUGGUCAAAGAGAGAAGCCAGUUCGUGAUCAGUAAAAAGAACCUAACGGAUGAGGAGGAACAAUUAAAGGCUAGCUACUACAACCUGACUGAAGAGAGAGACUGGUUACAAACCAGUAACAACAAACUUACCAAGCAGCUGUCUGAGUGUGGAAAAUUCUGCUUGAAUGGAUGGCAGACGUUUGGCUGUCAAUGUUACUACAUCUCUACUGAAGACAAGAACUGGACUGAGAGCAGACAGCAGUGCAGAGAGUUUGGAGCAGACCUGGCGAUCAUAAAGACCCAAGAGGAACAGGAGGCGCUUGCGAACCUGAAGGUCAAAGCUUGGAUCGGACUCACCGACAAAGACGUAGAGGGAGUCUGGAGAUGGGUGGACGGCACAGCGCUGACCGCCACGUAA